ACUCCUGGACAGGUGGAUUUCUUUGCCUAGGGAGUUACUGAGAUUGAGGCCUGUCUGAGCUCUGGGCUCCUAAUCUACGGGGAAAGCCGCUCUGCCCAGGCUCAGGAGCACCAUUUCCUUUAUCUUUGGCCGCUCUUGUUCACUGUUGCUUCCCUUACUCUGGGGCCAAAGCCCAGGCCUGAAAACAAGGCAGGGUCCAGAAUCCAGUUACAAGGGAGGAGAUUCUGACUAAACCUUUUGAAGGCCAGACCAGAAGGGGCUCCCUUGGAGGUGGUGGACUCCCCUUCCUGGGGGGCUUUUAAGCAGAGGUUGGGUGGCCAUCCCUGCAUGCUUGUGGAGAUUCCUGCUUUGCAGUGGGUUGGUCUGGAUGACCCUCCGGGUCCCUUCCACCUGUACAGUUCUUUGAUCUACAGGGGUUGUGUCAAGAGGUUCCACAGCUCCCGGCCCUGUGUGUUCCAGGGGGUCCGUGAACCCCCCUCGUGUCACGCGAUGGAAAGAGAUUUCUCUAAGGAGUCAGGUCCCCCUUUUCUUUCUUUUUCUCAGCUUCCAGUGACCUUUGAGGACGUGGCCGUCUAUUUCUCCCCAGAGGAGUGGCCCCUGCUGACGGACUGGCAGAGGGACCUCUAUUACGAUGUCAUGCAGGGCAACUUUGAGCUGGUGGCUUCACUGGGAGCUGUUCCUCCCAGACCGGAGCUUCUGUCCCGGAUUGAGCGAGGGGAAGAGCCCGGCAUUGUGGGUCGCCCUGGGCAAGGGUGCAGAGACUCCCAGGGGAGUGCCAGUUCCGGAGAGUCGAGCAUGAGCUGGCAGGCGAUGAAAGAGGAGCCGAGAGGGGAGUGGAACCCGCCUGCCUCCCCUCCCUGGUCCCUCUCGGGACCCCAGUUCCUUGCCCUCCAAGAGCUGUGUCCCACGUGGUGCCAGGUGGAGCUGACGAACAUCCGGAGCCUUGCCCAAGAGGGGCCUCUGGAGACGGGCGCGCUGCAGGAGCCCCAGCUGCUGAUCUGUGGCGACUGUGGGAGGAGCUUUGAGGACGGGGGCUCCCUGGCGGACCACCAGGCCACCCACGAGGAGCAGAAAGGCCCCUUCGCCUGCUCUUCCUGCGGGAAACUCUUCCUCUACCGCCUCAACCUCCUGACCCACAAGAAGCACCGGGCGAAGGCUCAGCUUGCCUGCGCCCCCUGCGGCCUCCACUUCUGCCUCAAGGGGGACCUCCUGCGCCACCGGGCCAGCCACGCGGCCAAGGAACUCUACCCUUGCGGCACUUGUGGCGAGGUCUUCCAGCGCAAGGCCCACCUGCUGGCCCACGAGGCAGUGGAGCAUGCUGGAAGGGCAGGCUGCAACUGCCCCGAGUGCGGGGAGGCUGUGGGUGGGGAGGCGGAGCUCGCGCAGCACCUGGCGGCGCACCACGAGGAGCGCCGCCCCUUCGCCUGCGCCUUGUGCCCAGAGACCUUCAGCUGGAAGGAGGGCCUGCGGCUGCACCAGCGGGCGCACGCCCAGGAGGGGGGCCACCGCUGCCCAGACUGCGGGAAGAGCUUCAGCCGCCGCGGGAACCUCCUGACCCACCAGCGCCUGCACACCGGGGAGCUGCCCUUCCCCUGCUCCGAGUGCGGGCGGGCUUUCCCCACCAACGUCGCCCUUGUGGCUCACAGCAAGAUGCACCUCCGGGGCAAGACUUUCGCCUGCCAGCAGUGCGGCGGCUGCUUCCGCUCGCGGGAGAAGCUCCUCCAGCACCAGAGCCACCACAACGGGCGGCUGGAGGAGGACGGGGUCAAGGAGGAGGGAGAGGCGUAAUGCCCCAGUUCUGCCUGUAGGUGGAGCAAGUCA
Podarcis raffonei (Aeolian wall lizard) is the source of this 1821-nucleotide messenger RNA. RefSeq names its product oocyte zinc finger protein XlCOF6.1-like. Lineage: Eukaryota; Metazoa; Chordata; Lepidosauria; Squamata; Lacertidae. The record is from RefSeq and is a predicted model, not a curated record. Gene Ontology annotation, molecular function: RNA polymerase II cis-regulatory region sequence-specific DNA binding; DNA-binding transcription repressor activity, RNA polymerase II-specific. Gene Ontology annotation, biological process: negative regulation of transcription by RNA polymerase II. The coding region runs from base 328 to 1788 and encodes 486 amino acids. The transcript has 3 exons.